Ictalurus punctatus (channel catfish) is the source of this 697-nucleotide messenger RNA. RefSeq names its product crystallin, beta B1, like 3 (gene crybb1l3). The record is from RefSeq and is a predicted model, not a curated record. The transcript has 4 exons. Gene Ontology annotation, molecular function: structural constituent of eye lens. Gene Ontology annotation, biological process: lens development in camera-type eye; visual perception. Bases 266 to 652 code for a protein of 128 amino acids. NCBI's taxonomy places the organism in Eukaryota, Metazoa, Chordata, Actinopteri, Siluriformes, Ictaluridae.
UUUUUGCUGACGAUGGUGGGUGUCAAGCUGAGUCCUGGAACAAAGCAUCAAACAGAGUCAGCAAGGUCAGUUCCUAAAAGCCAACACUUUUAUCCAAUGGCGUGGUGGCAUGCUGGCUCAGUAGCAUCACUGGGGUGUAUUUGUAUAUAUAACCCUUCCUGUGGCUGGAACCAGAGCUUCAUUUGGGCCUUGCCAUCUUUUCCUCUGCCAGCACCUCUCUUACAUUCCAUCACUCUCUUCUUGACUGCAGUGUUUUGCCUCAGCCAUGUCUCAUACCGCUGUUCAGGGAAGUAUUGGGAGCCGUUCUGCCAUGGGGAUGCACACAUACAAAAUAUAUCUGUUCGAGUGUGAGAAUUUCCAAGGUCGCAUGAUGGAGUUGAACGGCGAGUGUCGCAAUAUCUGCGAUAAGGGCUUUGAUCGUGUGCGCUCCAUCAGAGUGGAGUGUGGCCCGUGGGUGGGUUACGAACAGCAGGACAUGCGUGGUGAGAUGUUCAUGUUGGAGAAGGGAGAGUAUCCUCGCUGGGACACCUGGUCCAAUAGCUACCGCUGUGAUCGUUUCAUGUCCCUCAGGCCAGUCCGUAUGGUGGGUGAAUUAGGAGCAAGAGAAUGUCAGCUCAUUUUCAUAUGCAUAUACACCUGGUCAGUAGUGUGAUGACAUACAAAUAUCUUCACAUUUAUUAAUCACCGUCAACCCUCU